AUGGCCAACACGACGCCCAACACUCUGCCAACCUGGCCGCCGAGCUCGCUGACGGUGCAGCAGAUCGGCCACCUCGCCCACCUCGCGACCGACUACGCCCUUGCCAACGGCAUCGUCUACCGCCCUCUUCCCCCGCCCGCGUCCUCGUCCCCGUCCUCGUCCUCGUCCUCGACCGACGCACCUGCGCCGACGCCGCCGUACGACAGCGUGAUCCACGCCCCCUUUUCCCUCGUCCCCUCUCCCUUUCCUCGCCCGCUCUUUGACUACGCCCAGUCGCUGCAGCCCACCUACGACGUCCUCUAUGCCUCGCUCGCCUCGUCGCCCGACUUUCUCAAGCGCGUCGUCGGCGGGAGCGUGUCCAAAGUCGACAGCUUCCAGGCGUCCCUCUGGAAGAUCUACCAGCAUCUCCAGAAUCCGGACCGGCGCAGCAGGCAGAGGCUCGGCCUCGGCCUCUUCCGCAGCGACUACCUCCUCCAUCGCCCCGACGACGACGAGGACGGCAAAGAGGGGCGGGCAAGCGAGCUGCAGCUCAAGCAGGUCGAGUUCAACACCAUCUCGGCCAGCUUUGGCGCGCUCUGCACAAAGGUCGCCGCCCUGCACCGCCACGUCGCGCGCAACUCGGCAGGAUACUUUGGCGCCCACGACGGCAAGCUCGCCGAGCUCGACCGGCUGCCCGAGAACGAGGCGCUCGAUGUCCUCUCUUCCGGCCUGGCCGCGGCGCACAAGGCCUACCUCGAGCAGCGAGGGCUCGCCCCUGCGGCCGCCGAUGCAGCCAAGGCGCCGCUGCCCCUGAGCCCCGUCGUCCUUUUUGUCGUACAGGAACACGAGCGGAACGCCUUCGACCAGCGCUGGAUCGAGGACAGCCUGACGACGACGCACGGCAUUCCCGUGCUGCGGCAGACAUUUACGCAGCUGCAGACCAGCGCCAUGCUCGAGGGCGCCGAUCGAAGGCUCCACGUCGUACCGUCCUACGGCGGCGAGGCGAUCGAGGUGUCGGUCGUCUACUUCCGAGCCGGCUACGGGCCAGGCGACUACCCGACCCAGUCCGAGUGGGAGCUGCGCGAGCGGCUCGAGUCGUCGUACGCCAUCAAGUGUCCGACGGUGGCGCUGCAGCUGGCGGGGGCCAAAAAGGUGCAGCAGGUGCUUUCGGAGCCGCAGUGCACCGAGUCGAUCCUCCUCGACGCUGCCAAGACGGGCGGCCGCGCCGUGUCCAAGGACGAGGUGGAGCGGGUGCGACAGAGCUACACGGACCUGUACCCGCUCGACGCGUCGGCGCUGGGACAGGAGGCCUACCGUCUCGCGCGCGCGCAGCCGCACCGGUUCGUCAUGAAGCCGCAGCGCGAGGGCGGCGGCAACAAUGUAUACCGACACGAUAUCCCGCCCGCUCUCGACGAGAUGGAACGUCUCGACGCCCAGGGCCUUGUCACACCAUCCACCGCCGGCAGUAUCGACGGCGGCGGCGGUGGCGAAGGAGAGGCGGUCAAGAGGCGAGAGGGGUACAUCCUCAUGUCCCUCAUCCAGCCGCCGCCGGGUAUCGGAAACUGGCUCGUCAAGGCCUCAUCCGCAUCCUCCGUCUCGCCGGGCGCGGCGGUACUGGCGCACGACGUCGUAUCGGAACUCGGCGUCUACGGUUCCAUCCUCUACCGCGACCACGACGACGAAGGGGCAGAGGGAAAGAUCGAGGCGAGGGAGAGCGACGAAGGCGGCGUCGCUGUCGGAUUCAGCGUCAUCGACAGUCCCGUCCUCCUCUAG
This is a messenger RNA of Pseudozyma flocculosa PF-1, 1752 nucleotides long. RefSeq lists its product as uncharacterized. The record is from RefSeq and is a predicted model, not a curated record. Gene Ontology annotation, molecular function: ATP binding; glutathione binding; glutathione synthase activity. The transcript is spliced from 2 exons. Gene Ontology annotation, cellular component: cytosol. Bases 1 to 1752 code for a protein of 583 amino acids. Lineage: Eukaryota; Fungi; Basidiomycota; Ustilaginomycetes; Ustilaginales; Ustilaginaceae. Gene Ontology annotation, biological process: glutathione biosynthetic process.